AUGUUGGACGGUGCUCCAGCGUGUGACCUGGGGCACAGAGGGCAACGCCCCCUCCCCCACCACAGACUUCCCCCACGCGUUUGGAUUUUGCCAGCCCUAUCCCCUUCCCUUCUCCUUCCCCUCUCACCCAUGCUGGGGAGCCACACCCGGCAGGAGGCUAUAGGACCCAGCAGGGAAACCACUCUGGCAGGAAGGACCCAGGCCUGGCAGUCCAAAGACCUGGGUUUUAAUGCUGACCCCGCCACUGAUGCACUACAGAGCCUUAAGAAGGAUUCUCACCUCUGGGCCUCUGUUUCCCCACUAAGAGAAAGAGAGAGUGACACCAGAGAGGCCCAUUUCUGUCCUGAUGUUCUGGAAUUCUGCCUGGCUGGGUGCCAUCUCCUGGAGCAGAGAGCUUUAUUUGGAGAGUUUCCCCAGGCUCCCUACCCAUCCCCUUCCCACUAUCACCCGUCAGUCAGUCACUUAAGAAAUCAGGUGGAGAGAUGCAGGUCCUCCCCUGUUGCCCCCUGCAACCCCAGCCAUGUCUUUUGUCCCCUACCCUGCAAACGUGAAGGAGAAAGGUCUCCCCCUCCUUACAGGGCAACCCCAAGACAUGCUACAGAACCUCUGGUUUGCAAAGUGGAGACAAUGAUUCCUACCUCCCGAGGGGGCGGAGAGGCCUCCUGGCAUUCACACUGGCCAGGCCUGCCGAUGCUGUCCCGGCUAGUGGGAAGGAUUGCCUUCCUCUCUGCUCUCUCCCCCAUGAGAAGCCCUAUUUGCUUUGUCAUAUUACCCUUCCUUUCUCCCAGGGCUGGGUCCUUUGAUGUUGCCCCAACAUUAUGCCUCUGUGGGAAAAAAAGAAAAAAAAAAUCAGACCGCGGAAUGGGCCUGAAAUUCAGUGUUUACCACGGCUCAAGGACACCCAACCUGGGGCCGGUCGUCUUUGGUUUUCAAGUGAAAAUGCUUUGUACAACUGAGGAGUUACAGCAAAGUGUUAAUCAGGGGUCCAGGGAGUGAGUUGGAGAGAUGGAGUUGAGAGUAUUUGCAGCCAGAGGGCUGCAGGGUAGAUUGGGAGGGGGGGGCCAAGCCCUCUGAGCACUUAGGAAGGGUGUGUGUGCUCCAGCCUGAGCCCUGUAGCUGCCUCCCUCCAGGCCUGCAGGGGCAGAACGCCCGCCACCAACUGUGAACGUGCUUACCGCCCACUGAAGAAUCCCUCUGCUCCCUGCCUGCUCUACUGUGUCAAGGUGAGCCAGAGUCACCCUGGCCCUGGGUUCUCUGUCCCCGAGAAGCUGUCACUGUCAGUCAUCCUCGUGUCCCUCUAAAGAGAGCAUUCACAGGGGUGGCAGUGUCCUGGUUUCCACUGCGAGGACAAGGCCCCAAGACUUCCAGGGACCUGGCCCCACAGGGAGGACCUGGGCUUCUGGGUGCUUGGGCUGAGGUUGUGCGGGAAGUCCACAUCCUAGAAAGAACCCAGGCUCCAGACUCCAGAAGGAAUAUCACCCCAAAGUGACCUUUGCAGUAGGUUUGUCCAGCUGGCAGUCACUACCGCUGCCAUCUGUGCAGAAUCAGCCACUGUGGGGGGGCUGGGCCCUCCUGCCUGGGGCAGCCCUUCCAUACUGCCUCCGCCCCCUGGCUGAAUUUGGGAGCUCUGUGUGGUCAGCAAAAGCCACUGCUGUCCAGGCUGGUGCUGUGAGAAUUAAGUGCUCAGAGGGCCUGGGCGUCCAGGAGACAAGAAAGUGUGUGGUUUCAGUAUGUUCAAAAGGGACAAUCGCUUGCAGUUAGUAGAUCUAGCGAUCUAGUUGGGAGAUAAUGGUGUUUACCCCAUAUGAAGUAUUCAAUAGUUCUACUUGUGAAUUUGUAUUUAUUUUGAGUUAUACUUGACACAGAAUUCCUUUUUUUUUUUUUAAAGAAAAAUACUAUGUGUGUAUUUUGAAAAGAAAAUUCAUGGAUGUUAAAAUUUCUGCAUGGUUUCCAAUUUUUCUCACAACACUGAAUUUGUUACCUUCUCCCGAAAAAUCUUCACAGUGAUUUUUGUCUGUAUAUAUUUGAGGGCCUUUUUUUAAAAAAAAAAAAGAAGAAAAAGAAAAAGACAAGAAAAAUAUAAUUACUUGAUUUUUGAGAUUUAAAAUAAACAAAAGGAGAGGCAUUUUCAAAACUUCAGAGCUUUCAGGAGGGCAGUAGAAUAUCAAAUGAAGAUUUCUGAAAGUAUUUUUUGCAAACCUUCUGGUUGAGCUGCAAGAAAAUAUUUAUGGUGAGAACUUUUCUCUUUUUCCUGUUUUUUUUUUUUUGGUUUGAUUUUUUACUAUGCUUUGGUCUGUAAAAAGUCUGCAACUGAAUUACAUUAAGGAAAUAUUGUCUACAUAGAAUAUUAUAUGAAGUUGGUACAUAAUUCUGAUGAGGAAAAAAAAAUCUUUGCAAUUCUUUAAGCCAUAUUAUUGUUAUUCUCUCUUGUUUGCCUUGGAUGAAAAUAUCAGUAUUAAGUAGUCAGCAUAUUAUUCAAGUGCUUAUACUUAUUAAUAUGUUCCUGUCCUGUAUUUAUACAUAUGUGUAUUUUGGAAAGUAUUGCCUUUUUGGAGGGAAGCUAUUAUUAGAUACUUAGUGAAAAAGGGAAUGGGGAGCUCUUUGAGCCUCUUCAGCUGAGGAUAACACAGCACUAUAAUCCAUUCUCUUGCACCUUCUUAUUAUUAUCUUGUUAUUAUGGUUAUUAAUCUUGUGGGGGGGCAGGAGUGAGCUAGGGGAACAGGGGGCAUGUGACUGACUAGCCCCUCUAUGGUUGGCCGGCUCCAAAGAUGGCCUCCUUGGCCUGAUCCAGGGCUUCCGGUCAGAACAGCCCAAAGAGGGAAGAGGAAGACAGACUUCACACCGUCCCUUUUGGAGCUUUGCCAUCUGAGCCAUGCCCCAGGUCCCCAUGCUCUUUGAACUUGGAUUUGUCACCCUGCCCUCCACCAUCUAAUGGACUUGAAUCUACUCGAAAUGAAUAUUUAACCCAGCAUCACUACAUCAUAGCCCAGAGCGACAGCUAACCCUGAAAUCUGGGAGGCGUCCAGCCUUGGGGAAUUCAUCGCUCUUUGUUGCCAACCUCACUCGACGUCCUCCACUCGCAUGUGGUGACCCUGUCCAUGUCUGUAUCUGUUAAUAUGUGUGUGUCCAGCUAGAAAGACAAACAGAACCCGUGGGCCAGCUCGGAGGGUGCGUGGAGGAGGCUCCCGACCACUCCCGUGGGCCGCCCUCGGGAUGGCAUUCCGUUGUGUGCCUUAUUCCUGGAGAAUCUGUAUACGGCCUGCCUAUAGAAAUAUAGCCUUUUCAUGCUGUAUUAAAAGGACUCUUAAAAGCAA
Phacochoerus africanus (Common warthog) is the source of this 3314-nucleotide messenger RNA. RefSeq lists its product as uncharacterized. The transcript has a single exon. The record is from RefSeq and is a predicted model, not a curated record. Bases 1 to 996 code for a protein of 331 amino acids. Lineage: Eukaryota; Metazoa; Chordata; Mammalia; Artiodactyla; Suidae.